Verticillium dahliae VdLs.17 is the source of this 383-nucleotide messenger RNA. RefSeq lists its product as uncharacterized. The transcript is spliced from 3 exons. Lineage: Eukaryota; Fungi; Ascomycota; Sordariomycetes; Glomerellales; Plectosphaerellaceae. The record is from RefSeq and is a predicted model, not a curated record. Bases 132 to 383 code for a protein of 83 amino acids.
AUAAGAUGAGCUGUGAAGGCUCUGUUUUGAAUGUCUUUUUUUUUUUUUUUUUUUUUUUUUUUUUUUUUUUUGGCAAAAAGGGGCAAUUUCCAAACUUCAAACUCCUGAUGCGCAAUCAUGUCUGGUAACCAAUGUCGGAUUGCUCUUACAACCCGGACAGUGACCACCGGCAGGCCGGCAUCCUGGCGCGUUUACCCGCUCUGUUCCUGAGUCCGACGGAGUCCAACGUCUCCACUCCAGCCAAAGAAAAGGCCACAGAUCACGCCACUUUUGACGCAUCCCAGGUUGGCACGAGCGGCAACCCCAUCACAUCACCGAGGCAUAUCCGCCCGACCGACGAAAGGGAGCAUAAGAACGGCGGUGACCCCCCGAGCGCUGGCUGA